This is a messenger RNA of Leishmania braziliensis MHOM/BR/75/M2904, 3663 nucleotides long. RefSeq lists its product as hypothetical. The transcript has a single exon. Lineage: Eukaryota; Euglenozoa; Kinetoplastea; Trypanosomatida; Trypanosomatidae. Bases 1 to 3663 code for a protein of 1220 amino acids. Gene Ontology annotation, biological process: protein export from nucleus. The record is from RefSeq and is a predicted model, not a curated record. Gene Ontology annotation, cellular component: nuclear pore; cytoplasm. Gene Ontology annotation, molecular function: nuclear export signal receptor activity.
AUGAGUUCUGUAGAGGAGAUCGACUCCUUGGCGGAGUCCAUGUACACCAAUCCAGACCCAGAGGCUCGUCGGCACGCGCAGGAGCGCCUCACUGCUCUCACCCAGGAGAAUGCAGACGUAGCCCCUCUCGAGGCUAUCUUUGCGCGAUCGAGUAAUCAGUAUGCGCUAAUGUUUGUGUCGCAGGGCAUCGUGACGUGGCUCAGAGCGAACCGCAAGUGGCUCUCCAACGAGCAGCGCUUUGAAGUGGUGGUAAACAUGUGUGGGACUUGUGUACAGCGGGUCAGUCUUGCCGGCGCCCCGCGGCACGUAACGCUGGCCCUCGUGAACGCGUACGCAAAGUUGACGAAGCUGUGCUUCGAGAAGGGCAUAUUUCUCAUAGAGGCGGUUGCUUUUGCGCUUCAGAUGCUGCACGACGCAUCAUCCUUGUACGCGAAGAGCGUGGCCCAGAACGGUGGAUGCGGCACGGCAGCUGGAUCGCACGGAAGCAUCAACGACAAGGCAAGCAUUGCGGGCUCCUCCAAUGGCGGCGCACCGUCCUCGUCAGCGAUGUGCGGCGGCGCAAGUAGCACCACUGCCAACAGUGGGGGAGGCAGUGCGGCUAGCAGCGACGGCAGCCCGCUUGGCUACGGCAUCAUUCGACACUCCCGCUUUGCCCCGACUGGGUACCGCAACGAAGAGGAGCGCCACACUGCCCACUACGUUUCCCUCUUGCUGCUCACCACCCUUGUUAAUGAGUUUAGCAAGUACGACUCAGCCAAGUCGCAGACAUACAUGAACUUCUCCACCCACCGCCGCUGCAGCAACAACUUCCGCGACGAGUGCAUGCUGGACAUCUUCGUCGCCAGCGUGGCCGAGUUGGAGGGCGUUAACGGCGCAUCUCUCAUGGCGCUGGAGGUGACAGAGUUUGUGAGGGACUGUCUCACGUACGACUUCAUGGCCAUCAUGGUGGAUGAGACCGAGGAGGCGCUAUCAGCCCAGUUCCCGAGCUUGUGGAAGGGGGUGCUGCUGGCGCCUCACACGUGGGACGUGUUGUGGGGACAGCACGCCACGCUGCCUUACCCCCAUUGCGCCACGCUGCUCACAGGUCUGACAAGCAUGUGCGGUGUCCGUCGCACCUUCUUUGAGUCAACCGAGGAGCGUGUUCAAUACCUGAACGGUGCCCUGACGCACCUCGUCCACACAAUGCAGCUCACCGAUGGGCGGCUGAAGGUGCCGCACUACGUGACAGUUCUGGCAGAGGCGUGCUACCGCUUCGUUUCCCCGUUUGGCUAUCGAGAUCUCCACCUCAGCUCUGUUUUUCAGUCGUGGGUGUCGGCAAUCCGUGCCGUGUCACUGGAUGUCUUCCGCAUACCAUUUGGCCAGUCCGGCUCCUUCACUACGGCGACAACCCUGCUCAAUUUCUGGAGUCGAUUGGCGACCUCGCGCCGCAUGUACAGCAUGUCGGAAGAGUCCGCAAAGGACCUGGAGCUCAUCUCGCCUGAGCUCGUCAUGUGCUUCUUCGAAUCCCGCGUGCAUGUGGGAGGUGGAAGUGGCCAGCAGGGAUCAUCGCACCGCGGCACGAACACCGCUAGCGGCGACCUGGAGGAGAUGGAGUACAGCAUGGAGUUGGAUGAGGAUUUUGAGGCCACGAUGGAGUCGAUUCUCGCGCAGUCGGACGCCGUGGCAACUCUCGCCCUGCUGGAACAUACAGAGGCGAUGAGGAUGCUGGCGAACUACGUCCACAGCGGUCUGGGGUCUAACGUCCUGACGAGCCCCAGCGCAACCACCUGGUUGUUCUACCUCGCUGGUGGGCUAGUGCGACAUGUGCUGAGUGCCGUUGAGGAGUCGGCGGUGGAGGCAUGCUCGAGCUUCUUCGUGUUCUGUGUGGAUUGCGCGAACCAUCGCCGCAGCGGCGUUGCUGCGAUGCCGUCGUCAUCUCUCUACAGCUCCUACGUGGAGCGGGCGCUCCUGCACUUCUUGACGAUGGUGCAGAGUGUGCUCAGCUCCUCGCGCCUGCACGAGGCGCUCAGCAUUGUUGUCACAAACGUAUUUCAGUCGCGCAUGGCGCUCUUCCAGUUCAUACUCAACAACAUAGGACACAAUCUCAUGCGCAAUGUCACGGGCAACCGCACCGCCGACGAGGAAACGGCGCACAUUAUCCGAGAGUCCAUCGAGCUCAUCCGCAACGCAUGCAUGGAUAUCCCGCACUCCAUGCUGGCAGAGCUGCACCUCGAGCUGCCUCCAGUGGUGGAGCUGCCACUCGUGCAGUCGUUCCAGACCUACAAACUGCGCACCAACCUCUCUGCAGUGUUGUGGCGGCUGUUCAGCGUGACGCCGUGCGUGCAGGCAAACCUGAAGGCGUUCCUUCAGCCGAUCGAGCUGUGCAUGCAGAGCACGCUCAGCGGCGGCAACGACGCGCUCUUCACGGCUGGCUGGAUGCGCGACCUGCGCGGCGUCGUGCUGGCGUUGCGAGACAGCGCGGAUGGGCUCAGUGACUUUGUUGAGUGGGUGUGCGACCACGCCAGCUCCUUUCACGAGGUACUGCACCGACCCGUGGCGCAGCACAGCAUUGUGAUAGUCUCCUUCCUGCGUUUCCUCGAAGAGCUCGUCUCGCAGAUGGGAGGUCGGUGUACGCUGCCGUGUUGCACUGCGCACAGCUCCUGCGGUCUCAUGCUCUUCAAGCACAUGUGCACCCUCAUGCAAAGCAUCAUCGAGCAGUGCAUCACGGACGAGCACAUUCAACACGUGAGCAGCAUCGGCGGUGGCGGUAUGGUGGAUGGGGCAUACGACAUGAUGCUGAAGCCGUUGGCGCUGUCUCUGAGUGUGCUGAGGAGGUCCAUCCAGGGCGGCUUUGUACCGCUCGGGGCCAUGGCCUUCUACCACGACGAGGCCUAUGACAACAUCCUCCUCGGCCUGCUUCGCAUGGUUGGCGUGUUUCCAUUUGUGUACUUUCGGGAGUACCCCAAGGUGCCCUACGCAGUUGUCAACAUGCUGCGCACGGUAACGGAGGAGUUUGCCUAUCGCCCCCUCAUGAGCCUCGACGCCGGCGAGCUGGAGAAGCUGAUCUCCUUCGUUGUGUACCUCUGCGAGGACGUCGACACACAGACCGGCACGCUGCUGCACGGACUGUCCUUCCUCAGCUUCAUUGCUGGCCUUAUUAGAGAGGUUAAGGCGCUUUCCACGCAGACGGUGUCGCCAGCGCUAGAGGCGCGUCCACACGGGACCCCACCACCGUCUCCGAUGCAGCUGCCCUCCUUCUACGCGAGCCCGUCUGGCCGUCUUUCGGGCACCCCAGGCAGCCUUGGUGGCCGCAGCGGCGGCGGUGCUGGCGGCCGCUCCGGCGGUGGCGCCUUGGCGCCACGGGCGACGCGACUGGCCAGGGAGGCGCUAGCCCGCACCCUCGAGCCGUUCAACUCGCUCUGGGAGCGACUUAUUUCGGUUGCAAUGAACGUUAUUGUGUGCCAAGACCGCGCCCUGAGCGUCAGUUGUGCGGUGGUGUACCCCAUCUUUGAGGUGCAUCCACCUUUCUGGUAUUCCUUCGUCGAGAACUUUGUGCGCACCUAUCCAGAACGGAAGCAGCCGAUGGUGCGCGAGGCGCUCUCGGCCCUAUCCCACGCCGCCGAGUCGCAGGACAAGUUCUUCUCUGAAGUGUUCACCUUCCGUCAGACAAUGCGCAAUCUCUGA